Molecule: messenger RNA, 1732 nt
Organism: Daucus carota subsp. sativus
Lineage: Eukaryota; Viridiplantae; Streptophyta; Magnoliopsida; Apiales; Apiaceae
Product: F-box/kelch-repeat protein At3g23880-like
Exons: 2
Coding region: 233-1423 (396 amino acids)
Molecular function (GO): protein binding
Source: RefSeq, a predicted model, not a curated record
ACGAGUAUUAAGUACUCCUAUUGCUAUGUGCUAUCACCUGUCUUUCGCUCUAAUUACAGCAGUCAAUUGUAGGAUCCGUGUUCCAGUGAAAAUCUAAAAAUGUCUGCCGUACUAAAUUGUUAUAGCUACUUCCAAACCUUAUUAUAAACAAACACAGGAUCAACCUGAGUGCUUCAACAUUUAGCUUCCCCUUUCACAACUUGAAUCCACCAUUUCCUCUUCCAAAACCUCAAUGGCCAACAAGUCCAUCAACGAUUUACCUGAAGGAAUGGUCUCCGAAAUACUCGUUCGACUCCCUGUGAAAUCACUGCUCCAAUGCAAGUCCGUCUGCAAACCAUGGCUUUCACUCAUCUCCACCCCUCAUUUCGUCCAAUCUCAACUCCUUCGCGCCAUCAUGGCCUCGAUGAACACACCCACACUGCUCAGUAUCGAGAAACCCCCGCUCACCGAAGAGGAAUUGGCAAGAAAAUUGGCCGAGAUGGACACACAUAUUGUCACAUUGUUUUCUGAUCCCGCUCUUGAGCAACAACAGCAACGUCGACGUCAACUUGUUGACGAGGCGCUUCUUGAUGCCGCAGCCCAAGAUUUGUCCAGCUCUCCGGUACAAUUUCAUCGUCUUGUUAUGCCACGUCUUUUCUCUACACAUUAUAGUAUUAAAAGUGUUUGUAAUGGCAUCCUCUGUUUAGCUAAUUCCUUCGGUAAUGUUGUCUAUCUUUGGAAUCCGUCAAUCAGUAAGUUUAAGAAACUCCCUGCUCCUGAGCCCUACACGUGUACUACUUUGCCGGUUAAAGUAGGGUUUGGUUAUGAUCCUAUCUCCGAUGACUACAAGGUCUUUAGGGUUGUGUCUGAAAAAGAGUUUGAUGUCGAACCAUUAAUUCAGGUUUAUUCGUCGAAUGCUGAUUCGUGGACUAGUGAAUUUAAGGCUCCUAUUCUGAAGAAUGUUGAGUAUUAUGGCAGAACUAAUGUUGUUGUGGAUGGGGUACUGUAUUUUGAUAAUAAUAUGGAUCACUUAAUCUCAUUUGAUUUGCACAAUGAGAGUUUUGGACUAGUUCCUAUCCCUAGCUUGACACGGAUGGGGUCGGAUGUUUUGGAUUUCCAAGGUUCUGUCGCUAUGGUCUUUCAGUCUGGAUUUGAAAUAUAUGAUCUAUGGACGUUAGAUAAUGUUUCUGGAGAUGUGUCUUGGACUAAAAAGUUUAGCAUUGAGGCUCACCCCGAGACUGAAAUAUGGUUAACUAAGUAUUUGGGUGCAGCGCAGUUCUUUGGAAAAAAGUUAUUCGACAGAAGUGUCUUCAUGUUUAAUGUGUUGUAUGACUAUGAGAAGAAAGAAACCAAAAUUUAUAAACAUGAAGAAGAAAAUGUGUGUGCUUUUCUCAAAUACAAAGAAACGCUUGUUUCACUAGAUGGCUUUGAGCAAAUGCAGUAAAAGGGCAACAGGCGGCAUCUGAAUAGUCUCCACCAGAAACAAUCUAGAGAAUACCGUAUGCUGACCAUUAUCAUGCCAAGUGAAGUGUGAUUACGGAAGCAGUUACCACAAUAUAUGUUAGUUUUGUGCUUCAUAUCUAGAGGGAGAACCUGAUGUCCUCGUGAGAUGCAUCUACUAGCUACUAGUACUGCCUAUAUGGCUAUCUAUAGUACUGAAUGGUUACUGAAUGGCUUAUAUGGCUAUCUAUGUUUCAAGUACUGAAUGCAAGCUUCUAAAUCUUAACCUUUGCUAUGCGUGUAUAUGUUGCUU